Gongylonema pulchrum is the source of this 1008-nucleotide messenger RNA. The record is from the annotation of a GenBank genome assembly. Lineage: Eukaryota; Metazoa; Nematoda; Chromadorea; Rhabditida; Gongylonematidae.
AUGUUCUUGGAAGUGAUCGACCCCAGCACUGGGCAACAGACCUGGAAAGUUGCUGAUGAGAAUUAUGAUUUGGUGCAAGAAAUAGCACGCAGUGCAUUUGGCGAUAUGAUGCAUGACACGGAAAGGAAUCAGAAAUACGAGCGUGGCUUGAAAUCCUUGAAAGCAAAAGGCGAAGAAGUUCAUGUGAUUGAUAUUGGUACUGGUACUGGUCUACUUUCGAUGAUGGCCGCUCGAGCCGGCGCCGGACGUGUUACAGCACUGGAAAUGUUCAAACCAAUGAGUGUUUGUGCGGAAAAAGUUUUUCAUCAGAAUGGUUACGAAGAUUGCAUACGUCUGAUUGCAUCACGUUCCACAGAUGUUAUCGAUGAAGUAUCUGAUGAAGAUAAAGGAAAUGUAAUUGUGGCUGAAGUAUUUGAUACCGAAUUGAUUGGUGAGGGUGCUCUGCGUACAUUCAAGGAAGCACAUCAAACAUUGGCAAAGCCUGGCUGUCGAGUGAUACCAUCAGCAGCUCGAAUAUGGGUGGCACCAGUGCAGAGCGAUUUUCUCAUGCGUUUUCAUCGACCACCUUCUACCAGUGAUCUCAAAGCUGCAGCAACUUGCCUGAAUUGUCCUGGCGCAGCAGCAGUUCAAGAUAUCCAACUUUCUGAAAUACCACCGGAAAAAAUUCGCCUGCUUGCUGAGCCUUUUAUAGCGUUCAGUUUUGAUUUCGAAGAUGGUCCGUCAAUCACUUAUUAUGAAACAGCAUUCAAAACAUUCGAAGCGCAAUCAUCCGGUACAUUUGAAGCACUGAUAAUGUGGUGGGAUCUUGAUAUGGACGGCACUGGUCGCUGUAUGCUAACUACAGCACCAAAAUGGUUGGAAGAGGAAGCGCAUUGGCGAGAUCAUUGGAUGCAAGCUGUUUACUAUCUUCCUGAGAGCGUUCCAGUUCACCAGGGACAACAAAUCAUCCUGCAAUGCUCGCAUGAUGAAUUUUCAUUUUGGUUUGCUGCACAGCAAAGCGCGGAGUAA